AUGAAUGAUCUUUUUAGUGGGGUUUUAGGUGGCAGAGGUGGUGAUGUCGGAGUGUCACUUGGCUGCAAUGAAGGUGGUGGUGAUGGGAAUGUGAACCAUGUUGGUGAGGAUGAUGCAGAAGAGAAUGAUGAUGAUUAUGCCAAUAUUUCUAACAAGAAGCAAUCAUGUCAAUAUGGGAUUAUCUUCUUCAAAUUCGCCACUUUUCCAGUCAAUCAGAAGCAUGUCGUCUGCUUAACUCUUCGUCUUGCUUAUGCAACUGAUGAAAUGGGAUUAAAAGAAGCUUUUCAGCAAUAUGGAGAAGUGAUAGAUGCUAGAGUUAUCACUGAUCGUGAUUCUGGUAGAUCUCGAGGGUUUGGAUUUGUUAGUUAUACAUCAGCUGAUGCAGCUAAUUCUGCUCUUCAGGAUAUGGAUGGAAAGGAACUUCAUGGUAGAAGGAUUAGAGUGAGUGUUGCCCAAGAGAGGCCCCGCCCAUCAUUUGGUGGCGGUUAUGGCGGCCCUGGUGGCGGUGGAUAUGGAGCUGGUGGUGGUGGCGGAUAUGGAGGAGCGGGUGGUUAUAGUGGUGGUGGAUAUGGUGGUGGGAAUCAAAAUGCUGGUGGCAGGAAUGAUCUUUUCAGUGGGGUUUUAGGUGGUGGUGGCGGUGAUGCAGGAGUGUCACCUGGCGGCAAUGAAGGUGGUGGUGAUGAGAAUCUGAACCAUUUUGGUGAGGAUGAUGUAGAGGAGAAUGAUGAUGAUUAUGCCAAUACUUCUAAUAAGUGAAGAUGUGUAUAUGACUCUACUAGUGGUUAGAAUCUGUUGGACUAUUAUACCCCUGUGGUGAAUAAAGGCGGUGAUUAUGGCGGUAGUGGUGGUUUUCCGGUGGAGGAAAUAGUACAGGGGAUGUUUUUUGGUGACUUGUGUUGAUGUUUUCAUUGUUUUGAUUGGAAAACUGAAGUGCUCU
Messenger RNA from Lactuca virosa, 937 nucleotides. Lineage: Eukaryota; Viridiplantae; Streptophyta; Magnoliopsida; Asterales; Asteraceae. The record is from the annotation of a GenBank genome assembly.